UCUACCGGUACCGACUGGAGCAGGCGAUUGAAGAAGGUGUGGAGGGUCUCGGUCUCAUGUUAACGGACGAGGAUCAUUUCACGGGGCGAGAGUAUCACAGCGUGACUGAGCUCGCCGAGAUGGGCAACCGAGCGGACGCUUCCAGACUCCUCCUGGAUCUGGUGACGGAGAAGGACUCCGGGGCGCGAAGGGCGAUGUGGGAAUCCUUUGUGAAAAUACGUCUCACGUUACCGAAGCUGAACAGGAUAUUGAACGAAAUACGGGAAAGCGGGCAUGACCAGUUCCGCAACAUGAGCAGCGUCAGGCGUUUAUCUGAAGUGCCAGUUCCAUUGAAAGAUAUUCAGAGUGAACACAAGUACAACCUCCGAGCACAAACGGAAACACUGAGAGUGAACACGAUCAUGAUGCGGGAGAAGGUGAAGAUCUUCCAGCUGGGUGACCUGUACGCUGAGCUCACGGUCAUUUCUACCAUUCGAGAUCGGAGACUGGUGGAACGCGAGCUGCUGGCAAGGGGCCGUCACCACGAAGAGUGGAGAGGCAAACAUCUCCAGAGGGAGCUGGAAAAGAUCAGAACGGAUCAAUUGUUUCAGAGCUGCUACUCACAAAGCUUUUGGGGACAAAUGAAGAGACUUUUCACUCGGCCGACUGCAGGGUGUACGGCUGUGGCAGCUGGAGCGCCGGGCAUCGGGAAAACGACAAUGGUGCAGAAGGUUGUUCAUGACUGGGCCACGGGGAAAAUAUACCAACAAUUCAAGUUUGUUUUUAGUUUCAAAUUCCGGGAUUUAAACUCCAUUAACUGUCCAAUAAGCCUGAGUGAACUGAUUCUGAAUCAGUACCCUUACUUUGGGAAUAGCCUGAGAGAGGUCUGGAAGAACCCAAAGAGACUGUUGUUUAUAUUCGAUGGCUUGGAUGAAUUUAAGCACAGAAUCAGUUUCACGGACAACCAGGGAGACACGGAUCCUCAGCAUCGGUGCCCAGAUCCGACCGUCCGGUGUAAAGUGUCUGACAUCGUGUGCUGUUUAAUCCAGCACAAGCUGCUUCCAGCGUGUUCGGUGUUGGUGACCAGCCGCCCAACUGCUAUAUCUUUGUUGGAAAAAGCGAAUAUUAGUGUUUGGACUGAAAUCCUGGGAUUUGUUGGAGAUAAACGGAAAGAAUACUUCGACAGAUUUUUUGACGACCAGAAGGUGGCAGCAGCUGUUUUCAAACACUUAGAGGACAACGAUAUCCUGUACACCAUGAGCUAUAACCCCUCCUACUGCUGGAUCCUCGGCCUGACACUGGGCCCGUUCUUCACACAAAGAGUCAGAGACUCUCAGCGAAUUCCUAAGACCAUCACCCAACUCUAUUCCUACUAUAUUUACAACAUCCUGAAAAACCACGGCCGUCAGAUUGAAAACCCCCGCGAUGUGUUAUUGAGGGUUGGUGAGAUGGCCUUUGCGGGAGUGUCCGAGAGGAAGAUUGUGUUUACAUAUGAAGAUCUGGUCAAGUACAGCCUGCCAUCUUCCCAGUUCCUGUCCGGCUUCCUGAUGGAGCUUUUCGAGAGAGAGGCUUCUGCCUGGACCGUGGUGUACACAUUCCCACACCUCACUAUCCAAGAGUUUGCAGCCGCACUCGCACAGUUCCUGACCACAGAAGGCAAGGAUAUUAUGCAUCUCCUCACCGAUGCCCACAACACGGCAGAUGGGCGAUUUGAGGUGUUUCUCCGUUUUGUUGCUGGUCUCUCGUCUCCAAUGUCAGCUCGGCGCCUGGAGGACUUUCUGGGUCCAUUUGCUCAUCAGACAACCUGUCGAGUGAUUGAUUGGGUGAAGGAAGCGUUUGAAGGCCAGGUUGAAAACUCGAAGAGUGAAACCGAUAAAAGGAGGCUCCUGAACACGCUACACUACCUGUUUGAGACUCAGAAUACUCGACUUGCUCAGAUCACACUGGGAUCCGUGGACGCUCUGUCACUCCGUGGAUUGCGACUGACCCUGAUGGACUGCGCGGUCCUGGCUCAUGUCAUCGGACAUUGUGACACAAUAAAGCACCUCGACUUGUGUGGCUGCCGCAUUCAGUGUGAAGGACUCCGGCGGCUGGGGCCCGUACUGCACAAAUGCCAGGUUUUGGGACUGGGGUACAAUGACCUGGGGGAUUCAGGUGUGCAACUGGUGUCCGCGACACUGAGGAAUCCGGACUGCAAAAUUCAGAAACUGGAGCUGACGAUUGAUGGCGUCACAGAGUGCUCUGCCGAGUAUCUCUGCUCCGCCUUUAGUACAAACCGCUCGCUGAUUGAACUUGACCUGGGUGGUAACAAACUGGGAGACUCGGGGUUGAAAGCUCUGUCGACGGCUCUGGGAAACUCGGAAUGCAAGGUACAGAAACUGAAGCUGCACAACGUUGGGCUCACGGAAUUUGGUGCCAAGGAUAUCGCCUUCUUUCUCAAUAUCAAUCGGUCACUGGCGGAGCUGGACCUCCGGGGUAAUAAACUGCGAGAUUCGGGAGUGAAACAGAUGUGCGUUGCUCUCAGUAACCCGGAGUGUAGUCUACAGAAACUGUGGUUGGGGUGGAAUUCUCUUACAAGCCUUAGCGCCGAGCAUCUCGCCUCCUCUCUCAGCACCAACUGCUCACUAACAGAACUGUACCUGAAUGACAACGACCUGGGAGACACAGGAGUAAAACUGCUGUCUGCGGCUUUACGGAACCCGGAGUGUAAAUUACAAAAACUGGGGCUGAGUAAGGUCGGUCUCACAGAUUUAUGCGCUGAGGAAGUCGCUUCCGCUCUCAGUACAAACCGGUCACUGAGGGUGCUGGAUCUGCGAUCAAACUCCUUCACCGACCAAUCGGUCCCCGCUCUCCGCCGCCUCAUACUGACCCUCCCGAGUUUCCAGUGGAUCAGAUUGUGCGACAAUCAGUUCAGUUUAGAAGGAAGGAAUCAGCUGAAGUCACUGUGGGGAAGCAGACCCGGUCUGAAAGUGGACUUGUGAGAGUCUCAAUGUACAAAAGUCACCCGUCUUAUCUAGGUUGGACUAAAUCCCUAAAAAGGGCACACUCCCGGUUUAAAUCCGCACAGGAUUAAUUGUUCGUAACAGAGAACCGCGUAAUGCCCGAUGUCCCCUGACGUCUCCUUUUCCACGGAUAUCAGAGGCUUGUUGUCAUUUCCCACACAAGUAUGAUCUCGGGGACUGAUGGUCUAUAGAAAUCUCGGGGCGGCAUUCAUUCUCGGGCAGUGCUUAUCGCAUGCGGUGUCGCGGUGUGACUGUCUUGCGCUGGAAUCAUUUGGGAACUGUGCUGACGAGGUAGCAAUUGGUACUCUGGCUCAAAUCCAUUCGGCAGCGUGUCAAUAUACCUUCAUCCUUUGUAACAUAGCUCAGUAGUUGACCCUGAAUGGCAGUGGUCUCGGAUACAAACCUGAAAUAUGAUUCAAUUCAAUUCAAGAUGUUCUUCACUUGGGUGACGA
Molecule: messenger RNA, 3433 nt
Organism: Hypanus sabinus (Atlantic stingray)
Lineage: Eukaryota; Metazoa; Chordata; Chondrichthyes; Myliobatiformes; Dasyatidae
Product: NACHT, LRR and PYD domains-containing protein 12-like
Exons: 10
Coding region: 57-2960 (967 amino acids)
Cellular component (GO): cytoplasm
Molecular function (GO): protein binding
Source: RefSeq, a predicted model, not a curated record